This is a messenger RNA of Capsicum annuum, 2271 nucleotides long. RefSeq names its product protein ALP1-like. The coding region runs from base 480 to 2000 and encodes 506 amino acids. NCBI's taxonomy places the organism in Eukaryota, Viridiplantae, Streptophyta, Magnoliopsida, Solanales, Solanaceae. The record is from RefSeq and is a predicted model, not a curated record. The transcript has a single exon.
UGUAGCCAGAAUCAUCCCAAAUUGCCCAAACUAAGUGGUUUUCAACUCUCCGAAGUCUCAAGUCGCCGUCUUUUAUCACCUACUUCUUAUCUUCCUGCCCCACCCAACCCCCUUUUUCAACCCCACCCCCAUCAAAAUAAACAAAUCUGAUUUUCUUUCCCCACCUCGAAACUCCCUUCAAAUCCAAAGCCGCGUUCAUACCAUUCACACACGUUUUCUUGAAAAUCCUUCCGAAAAAGCCUCAUUUUCUUCAUUAAUUAAUUCCGUCUACAUAUUAUACUGGUCCCAUCUUUCAACACUUUCUUUCUUGUAUAUUCUAAAGUCUCUAUGCGUUCACACACAUUUUGUCAAACAGUUUACUUGCAUCCCCUUUUGGCCAUAUAUGAAGCAACAUCAACUCCCUUCUUUGAUCCUUCCCAGAAAAUUCUAGAUUUUCCCAUUCCUAUAUCCGUAAAUUCCUCCAGAAAACAAUUGUUCAAAUGAAUGACAACUUACCCAAUAAACGCCGUAGAAGAAGGAAAGAAGCCGUUCAAGAAGCACCAAGUAAUCAGUACAGCACCAGCGUCGGCGAAACUGAUGAAUUUGGGGUGGAAAAUCAAGGUGCUGUAAAAACCAAAGAACUGAAAGAGAUAAUAACCUCCUUGUUGUUACUUGAAGAACAAGAAAAAUCCGAACAAGAGGAAUUUGCAAAGGAAGAAGAAGAGAAUAAACUCUUAUUCGACGCAAAUCACAAGAAAACAACUAAAGUGAUGUGGGAUUAUUAUUCAAACGUUCAACAACAUCAUUCCGAUUUACAACAGCUAGAUGGUGUUCGUAAACGGAAAGUCCGAGGGAAUUCUACUGCUGCUUCUGCUGCUGCUUGUGCCCUUGCUUCUGCUGCUGUGGCAGAGGAAGAAAUCAUUUCGACUAAUAAAACCAGCGAAAAGGGUGCUCCCCAAAGGCGGUUGUGGGUGAAGAAUAGAUCAAAAGCUUGGUGGGAUCAAUGUAACAGUGCUGAUUUCCCUGAAGAGGAGUUCAAGAAAGCUUUUCGAAUGGGAAAAGAUACAUUUGAACUAAUAUGUAAUGAAUUGAGUUCUGUGGUUGCCAAAGAGAAUACAAUGCUAAGAGAUGCUGUACCUGUAAAACAGCGUGUAGCUGUUUGUAUAUGGAGACUGGCUACUGGAGAGCCCCUUAGAUUGGUCUCAAAGAGGUUUGGAUUGGGGAUUUCGACUUGCCAUAAGCUUGUGCUUGAGGUUUGUACCGCGAUUAGGACUGUGUUGAUGCCCAAGUAUCUUCAAUGGCCUGAUGAAGAGAAAAUGCAGAAUAUAAAGGAUGAGUAUGAGGCUAUUUCAGGGAUCCCCAAUGUUGUGGGAUCAAUGUAUACAACUCAUAUACCUAUAAUUGCUCCUAAAAUUAGUGUUGCUGCUUAUUUUAAUAAGAGGCAUACCGAGAGGAACCAGAAAACAUCUUAUUCGAUUACUGUCCAAGGUGUGGUUGAUCCAAAUGGGGUGUUUACUGACGUGUGUAUUGGAUGGCCUGGUUCGAUGCCUGAUGAUCAGGUACUGGAGAAAUCUGCCCUAUUCCAGAGGGCGAAUACAGGGUUACUGAAUGGUGUUUGGAUUGUUGGCAGUUCUGGAUACCCUUUGAUGGAUUGGGUUUUAGUGCCCUAUACACAGCAUAAUCUGACUUGGACUCAACACGCUUUUAAUGAGAAGAUUGGUGAGGUUCAGAGUGUCGCAAAGGAGGCGUUUGUGAGGUUGAAAAGGAGAUGGUCUUGUUUGCAGAAAAGAACAGAGGUGAAACUUCAAGAUUUGCCCGUGGUGCUAGGGGCGUGCUGCGUGUUGCAUAAUAUAUGCCAGAUGCGGAACGAGGAAAUGGAUCCGGACCUCAAUUUUGAGCUCAUCGAUGAUGAAAUGGUUCCUGAGAUUCAAUUGAGAUCAAGCAAUGCUAAGCUUGCAAGGGAUGCCAUUGCUCAUAAUCUUCUGCACCAUAACCAUGCUGGUACUUCUUUCCUUCCAUGAAAGGCGUUAACUUUGACGUCUUCUCGAUUCAUGUAAUUCUUUCAAGUUUAUUGUAUUUUACAUUCGCUUUUCUUACAGUUGUAUUUAAUCUUUGCAUUAAAGUUAGUCAAGGGAAUAGUCUAAUCUUCCCUUUGUGCAAACUGAUGAACAUGUUGUUUUCUAGGCCAUAGCAGACACUGCAAUUGCAGACAAACAUUGUAGUAUUUCAUACUUGAAUUAGCGAUUGAUAGAAGAAAUUGACUUGACAAAAACAUAAGUUCUUUUAGUUUUA